Molecule: messenger RNA, 2067 nt
Organism: Wallemia ichthyophaga EXF-994
Lineage: Eukaryota; Fungi; Basidiomycota; Wallemiomycetes; Wallemiales; Wallemiaceae
Product: Protein VTS1
Exons: 2
Coding region: 1-2067 (688 amino acids)
Biological process (GO): nuclear-transcribed mRNA poly(A) tail shortening
Cellular component (GO): P-body
Molecular function (GO): translation repressor activity; protein binding; mRNA binding
Source: RefSeq, a predicted model, not a curated record
AUGUCUGGUACAUCACAGAACAGGUUCUCUUUACCUUCCUCACCCCCAAAUUCAAGCUUAAAUCCCCCAAAUGUACAUGGAUCACACUCGCGUUCUCCGAGCCCAACGACGGUGAACGCUGCUGCAUAUCAGAGAUCAUCGGCUGCUCAAUAUGCUAGAAAUAAUCCAGCCAGACAGACUUUUGGUGCUUCUAAAUCCCCUGCCAGUCCACGUGUACAGAGACCAGCCUCUGAGAUGGCACACGGCGGCGGUAGUGGCUGGACUCAAGCCCAAUCACAGCUUCUUAAUUCCGCCCAGCUGCCUCCUGGUUCGGCCGGUUUAGGCAUGACCAGCCCAGAUGCUCUUGAUCAGUGGUUCGAGAAUCUAGGCAGCUAUGAAGAAACUCUCGAGGAAAUGGCGGCUGCUUCCCUCGACCAGAACUUUAAAGAGGAGCUCGUUGCUAUUGAGCAGUGGUUCAGAGUUCUCAGCGAGGCUGAAAGAACCGCAGCUCUCUACUCGCUUUUACAGCAUUCUUCUCAGAUGCAGAUCAGAUUCUUCAUCACCGUGCUCCAACAAAUGAGCCGUUCUGAUCCUGUCUCACAAGCACUUUUCAGUCCUUCCGUUGGAGCAAACCUUGACGGUCAACUUGAAGCUGAUAUGUCUAGAAUGUCAUUCAAGUCACCAAAUUUGGCAGCUGUAUCAGGUAUAUCAGCAAAAAAUUCACCAAAUAUGACAGCGGCUGCAAUUAAUCGUCAGUCACUGGCUGCUGGUGAACAUCAUUUAUCGCCGGACGACGCUUUAAAUGCACACAGGCAAAGAUUCAACUCCAAGAGAACGUCAGCUCCAGGACAUUUACCUGGACCUGGAACUAUCGGUGCUGGAUCAUCGACUGAUAAUCUUAGAUCACCAAGUUGGCAAAGAGGUUCUGGGCUUGAGCAAGUGCAAGAGAGACGCUCACCAACGCCAUCAGCUGCGUCAGAUGUCAGACCAAAAUCAUCCGAUUCUGGAUCAUUUGUUAGGUCUGAUUCAGUGCAGGACUUUGCAGACGAUCAAGCAAUUGCAAUAGCACAAGCUAAUGCUAAUAUGUCAUCACCAUUGCAACAAUCUGCCAACUGGUCCUCAAUGGUCAACACACCAUCGAUUAGCAACUUCCCAAUGGGUGGGAGUGGAAAUGGAAACCAAAAUCAAUUUGAUGCAGAUUUACAAAAUUGGUACGCGAGCGUAACCAAUAACAGUAGCAACAGUAACAACAGUAACACGAAUAACUCAGCCAUACGUUUAGAUGAUGCGAGGAAAUUCCGUCGUCAAUCUAGGCAAUCAGUUAAUUAUGAUGAUAUCAAUGCAGCGCAAAAUCAAGAUGACUACACUAAUGGUGCACUGAACAAUGGUUUAUUGACACCAGGCGGGACGUCUGUGAAUAACAAUCAGAAUUUACAACAAUUGCUAGCACAGCAGCAGCAAUUAAUAAACAAUUUGUCAUCACCUGGACAAACUAGCGCGCCAACGUCGCCUAACCCUUCCAACCCACUGCUAACAAUGCAGUUGCAAAGCUUGCAUCAACAGCAGCAAUUGUUGCAGCAACAGCAACUCGCUCUCGGUAGACUUCAACAGCAACAACAGAGCGUAAGAGCGGGACCAGGAUUGGGAAUUUUUGGUGGGAACAAUGCGAGCAGAAUGCCAUCUCCAUACAAGCAGUCAUUCAAUCAACAAUCGCUGGGUAUACCACCUAACCAAACAGCCACCAACAAAAGGUCUAUAUCAACCCAAUCAAGACAGCGUAACAAUACCAUAAGUAGCGAGGAGGAGGUAGAUGAGAGGGUGCUCAAUGACGUCGCUACUUGGCUCAGAGUGCUUAGAUUACACAAGUAUACUCCAAAUUUCCAGGAGUCGAACUGGAAGGAAAUGGUGAAUAUGUGUGGAGCAGAUUUGGAAGCAAAGGGUGUAGCAGCUGUGGGUGCACGCAGAAAGAUGCUUAAAGAGUUCGAGAAGGUCAGAGACAGAUUUGAUAUCCCGGCUACGCCAGACCAAGAAACUGAGAUGAGGGAGGAGAAGGAGAAAGAAGCGGCUGGUGCUGGUGGUAAUCAGUAG